This is a messenger RNA of Metarhizium acridum CQMa 102, 507 nucleotides long. Lineage: Eukaryota; Fungi; Ascomycota; Sordariomycetes; Hypocreales; Clavicipitaceae. The record is from RefSeq and is a predicted model, not a curated record.
AUGAAACUCGUUAAUCUUCUCAAAGGCCUUCUACUGGCCGCAAGCAUCCCUGCUUCUCACGCAGAAAUAAUUUCUACUCUCGCGAUAAAAGAUUCCACGAUUCUUCGCUCCACAGUGAGCUGCGCGGACUGCCCUGACCGCAACUGCUAUGAAUGCACCCUAGGUCAAAAGAUGACUCUGGAGGCGAACACGGGCGGCUUGGCUUAUAUUCGCAUGCUGAUUGGCUUCCAUGUUCCUGUUGAACCAUCACGGAUAACUCAAUGUACUGUGCGACUUGGGACAUUCACCUCUCCCCUGGAGUAUUCUGUCAAUGUGACAGUGGCUCAAGCCGUGUCUUCGCAGUGGAGCGAGGACACUGUUACUGGUCAAAACGCACCAGAUUCAGGUGAUCCUUUUAACUCGAUUGCCGUACGACCCCAUACUGAAAUAGGAUCUAUUGAUAUUACGCAGGCAUGCAAAAAUGCCGCAGGAGACGGCCAGUUCUCAAUCUAUGUUGGGAAAUCGUGA